This is a messenger RNA of Paramecium sonneborni, 861 nucleotides long. NCBI's taxonomy places the organism in Eukaryota, Ciliophora, Oligohymenophorea, Peniculida, Parameciidae. The record is from the annotation of a GenBank genome assembly.
AUGUAUGAAGAUUAUGAUUUCUCAUAAGAUGAAAAAUGGAAUCAAUUUAUUGAAUAGGCUGAUUAAUCAAUGUAGAAUAUAGAGUAUAUACAUAUUUAGAUCGAAGGAGAGAUUGGAAUAUUUAAAAUAAAUUUGGUAUAAAGAAAAUGUGAAUAAAAAACAUAAAAUAGAUAAUAAUAAAAUAUCAAAUGUUAAAGAGGAAUCUAAAUUACCAUAUUAUAUAUAUAGUACUGAAAAUAUAUUCAAAAUGUCAUUUAUGCUUUUGUUAUUCAUGUAAGGUGUAGCAUAGAUAUUUGGAUAUCUUUUCAAUUUUUUAGCUUUGUAAAGAUAAAUAAGAAAUACAAAAAUCUAAUAAAAAAGAUAAUAUGUAAAUCUCUUAAUAAAUAAUGAAUUCUUUCAUAAUUUGGUAUUUUUAUUCUUAUUUCAUUUUUUUGAAAGAAUGCACAAUAUAUUAGUUUAUAGUCCAAUUCUUAUGCAUUCUUGGGUUGGAAUAUCAGAAUUUCUGUUUCUUCAUCACAAAUCAAUUUAUGAAAGUAGCAAAUUUUUAUAAUAUAUAGUAUAGAAAUGUAAAGCUAUAUUGAUAAAACUAAAUAAAAUAAGGAACUCAUUUUGAUACAAAAAUAAAAGGUGGAAAUAAUUUUAUUUCCUGUUCUUUUGAUUGCUAAACUUUUCUUUGAAACUGGUAAUUGGGUUUUAAUAAUUAUAUAUCUCAUUUUUCUUAAAAUGAAAUACCAUAAUAAUAAUAGAUCGAAAGUUGCUUGGAUUUAAAUUGAUUAUUAUAUUGAAUCCAAAUUACCAUUAUUUGUUGUGCCUACUUAUAGAUAAAUGAGAUAAAUAGCUAUACAUUUAUUUUUGGAUUGA